Nicotiana tabacum (common tobacco) is the source of this 1398-nucleotide messenger RNA. RefSeq names its product putative leucine-rich repeat receptor-like protein kinase At2g19210. NCBI's taxonomy places the organism in Eukaryota, Viridiplantae, Streptophyta, Magnoliopsida, Solanales, Solanaceae. The record is from RefSeq and is a predicted model, not a curated record.
CAAAUCGAGCAAGAACUAUAUAAAGGAACCAAGGGAUCAAUCAAUUAAACUUCAAGAUAUAACAGCGUGAAUCAAAAUAUGGAGAUUUUGAAAAGCUUCCUCUUUGCAUUACUUGUUGGUUUUUCUAUAGCAACAAUAGCUGUUGCACAAAACGAUCAAUCAGGAUUCAUAAGCAUUGAUUGUGGAUUACCAGCAGGUUCCGACUAUACUGACAUAAGAACAGGUAUAUCUUACGUUUCAGAUGAAGGUCAUGUCAGUGGCGGAGUAAGCCAUAGUAUAUCACCUAUAUACCAAUCCAAUUCUCUAGAAAAGCCAUUCUUCACAGUUACAAGCUUUCCUUCAGGGACAAAAAACUGCUACACUCUAGCCCCAUCUCAAGGGAAUUUAGGCAAAUACUUAAUCAGGGCUAGUUUUUUCUAUGGAGAUUAUGAUGGAAGUGGCCAAUUACCAAAUUUUGAUAUUUACCUUGGAGAAGAUUACUGGGACACUAUCAUAAUAUCUAAUGCUUCUAUACCAUACUGGACGGAAGUUAUACACACACCUUCCAAUGACUACAUAACCAUUUGCCUUGUCAAAAGAGAUACUACAACUCCUUUUAUCUCAGCCUUAGAGUUAAGGCCAUUGAAUAUUACCCUAUACCCAACGCUAAGUAGAUCACUGAAACUUGUUGUACGUGAGAACUAUGGUUCCUUGACCAAUCAAAUCAUUAGAUACAACGAUGAUGUGUACGAUAGAAUUUGGCAACCGGGGCAAACUACUCUUGAAAAUAUUCAUACAACACAAGUGGUAAGUGAUAGUUUCUACAAGGUGCCAUCGGCGGUAAUGAGCACGGCGGUGACACCGAUAACUUCGCCCGGUACUGGCUGGAUUUCCUACAGCUGGACGCCUGGCAAUAUUAGCAGCAAAUAUUACUUCUACCUGCAUUUCGCCGAAGUCGAAGAAUUGCUGGGGACACAAACAAGGGAAUUCAAUAUUUAUAUCAAUGAUAACCUCGUAGAAGGACGUAUAUCUCCGGUAUAUCUUGCGACGACGACGGUGUACACGACGUCUCCGGGCUAUGGUUACGAACAGUACGAUGUUGUGAUUAACAGUACUGCCACUUCUACUCUUGCACCACUCCUUAACGCUCUCGAACUUUAUGUAGAGAUUUAGCUAUACAUAUAUAUCAAUAGUAGUCCGUAUGUCGUGUGGAGUGAAAUAAAAGGAAUUUUUCAUCAAGAAAAUAGAAGGCCGAGAUAGAAAAAUCCAAUUUACUGGCAUUUCUUUAUUACUACAAUGGAAGUAUUUGUACUUGUACUAGGCAAUAGGCAUGCCGUUUAAUGUAUCAUUCAUAGGCAUGUCGUAUAAUGUAUCAUUAAUGUUUCCUUUUCUUUUUCAUUGUGGAGUUCAAUGCCCUAA